Messenger RNA from Gryllus bimaculatus (two-spotted cricket), 537 nucleotides. Lineage: Eukaryota; Metazoa; Arthropoda; Insecta; Orthoptera; Gryllidae. The record is from the annotation of a GenBank genome assembly.
AUGCAGACUGUUUAUGUGCGAUUUGUUGGUGGCAGGACCAUCGACGCCGAGAAGAUGCGCCAGCUGAUGGCCACCCCCGACGGCAUGGGCCGCGCCAUCUCCUUCACCAAAUACAACCGCUACGACGAGAUCCAGGCCUACCUGCAGGAGCUGGCGUCUUCCUACCCCAGCAUCGUCACUGUUGGCAGCCUUGGCACCUCGUCUGAGGGCCGCGCCAUCCCGCUCAUCAAGAUCUCCACUGGAGGCAACGGGAACCGCCCCGUAGUCUUCGUGGACGCCGGCAUCCACGCCCGCGAGUGGAUCGCCCCGGCCAUGGCCCUCUACAUCAUCCAGCAGCUGGUGGAGAACCCGUCCAACGCUGACCUCAUCGCCAACGUCGACUGGCACAUCGUCCCGCUGCUCAACCCCGACGGCUACGAGUACUCGCAGACCUCUUACCGCCUGUGGCGCAAAACACGAUCUGUUACCACCCGUUGCACCGGCUCCGACACCAAGAACGGCGUUGAUGCCAACCGCAACUUCGACUUCCACUGGAUG